AUGAAGGUCGUCCUGCUGCUGGCCGUGAUCAUGGCCUUUGGCCUGCUGCAGGCCCACGGGAAUCUGUUGGACUUCCAUAAAAUGAUCAAGAAGGCCACAGGGAAGGAAGCUGCAUCUAGCUAUGGGUUCUACGGCUGCUACUGUGGGUGGAAAGGCCGAGGAACCCCCAAGGAUGCGACAGACCGGUGCUGUGCUGCACAUGACUGCUGCUAUCACAAGCUGGAGAAACAGGGUUGUAAGACGAAGUCCCUGAAGUACAAGGCUGAUUACCGUGGGAAUCAAAUCAUCUGUGAGAAACAGGGCUCCUCCUGCAGUGUUCAGGUGUGUGAGUGUGACAGAGUCGCGGCCCUCUGUUUCGCGAGAAACCUGAGCACCUACAAUAAGAAAUACCAGUUCUACAACAACCUUCUGUGCAAGGGGAAAGGCCCCCAGUGCUGA
Molecule: messenger RNA, 438 nt
Organism: Erinaceus europaeus (western European hedgehog)
Lineage: Eukaryota; Metazoa; Chordata; Mammalia; Eulipotyphla; Erinaceidae
Product: phospholipase A2, membrane associated-like
Exons: 4
Coding region: 1-438 (145 amino acids)
Biological process (GO): lipid catabolic process; arachidonate secretion; phospholipid metabolic process
Molecular function (GO): calcium ion binding; phospholipid binding
Source: RefSeq, a predicted model, not a curated record